GAUACAUAAAUUUCGACUUUCAAGCUGAAAGAAAACUAUUCAAAUGUUAGUAAACUACAGGAAUUAGUAUAAUUAACUAAUUAACUACUCACAUAACUUAACUCGAAGUAUUAAGUGUAUCCAGUCAAAUGUACAAUUUAAGUACGAUUCGAAACGAAUAAUUUGCUUACGUGUUGAGCUAGGUAUAAAGAAAAUGCUUUAUUAGUUCCCGUGACACAAACGGCUUAGUGAUGAAUAAAAAACCCACCAGAACCGGUCCGAGGAUCCGUAUAACCCGGCCGGCUAAUAGAAAGAAGGAGGAACUGCCGAAACAGGAAGAAAAAAGCCUGAUCUACACAUGUCAGUACUGUCGUGUGAAAUUUACUCAGAACAGUCAUUUCUUCCGACACAUGACCUCAAAUCACCAGAACCAGCAGAAGGAAGCUACUUUCGAGUGCAACGAAUGUCAGAUCAUCUUUAACAAAAAGGCUAACCUAGAUAUGCACUGCCAAACUCACCAUCUGAAGCAUAGCAAGUCUAAAUGUGAGUCGUGCGCGAUCACAUUCAAGUCACGUUAUUGUUUACGUCGCCACAUGAAGCUGAAGCAACUACUCGCAGAGAAUUCGUGUUUGAAAUGCCAGAAAAAGUUCACGAGUAAAGAACGUCUUGUGAAACACACAAAUAAUAAACAUACAUUUAAGAAUGUUACAUUUGAGUGCAGCCACUGUACUUUAAAGUUCAAAGCGAAGGAGUCUUUGUUGACGCAUUUGAAUCGGAUACACAAGAGGUUAUGAUUAUUUGGAUAAUUUUUAGUUUAGAUUCUAGAAUAAGAUCAAUUUUAUGUUGCUUAACGGAAAGGACUCGACAUACAAAAUUCAUAUCAUCAUUAAUAACCUGUAACAGUCCACUGCAGCACGGCUAGCAUGGGUAGGAGACAAUUAUCUC
Pararge aegeria (speckled wood butterfly) is the source of this 924-nucleotide messenger RNA. RefSeq names its product PR domain zinc finger protein 14-like. NCBI's taxonomy places the organism in Eukaryota, Metazoa, Arthropoda, Insecta, Lepidoptera, Nymphalidae. The coding region runs from base 231 to 773 and encodes 180 amino acids. The transcript has a single exon. The record is from RefSeq and is a predicted model, not a curated record.